GGUGGCCUUUGAGCAGUUCUGAAGGAGGUGAACUAAGGGGCUAUGCUGACACCUGGAGGAAGAGAGUCCCAGGCACAGGAAACAACAGCAAGUGGACAGGCUCCCAGGGGAGCGUCCCUGGACAGAAGGAGAAGCAGCUAGGAAAAUCUGGCUGGAGCAGCAGGUGAUGCUCCCCAGAGAAGUAAGGGGAGAUAGCAGACUCUUGAGAACCUUGUCGGAUUUGUUCCGUGCUGUGGCUUUUACUGUGGUGAGAUGGGAAGCUGGUGGAGGGUUUCAAAAGAGGGAGCUACAGGGUCUGUUUUAACAAAACCACUCAGGCUGCUGGGUUGAGAAGGGAAGGAGGCAGGUGUAGAAGAGGAGAGACCAGUUAGGAGGACAUUGCGAUCAUCUCCAGCAGAAAUUAAUCAGAAACGUCUGAUUGGUUUACAAAAAGGGAUGAAAAUGGGCUUGCAGAAUACAAAAAAAGAGGUGAUUAAUAAUGCGCCUUUAUGGGUCUGCUUAGGAUAUCUGCCCUCUCCCAUUCCCUAAAGUUGCAUGGGUCCUACCCCUUCAGUACAUGUGGAUUGGGGUCCAGGGAAUACAGACUUUCAGCAGGAAUACGAGGGGAUUCUUAUGACUAGGAGGUUUGGGAAACUGCUUCACUCUAACCUCCCCACACCCCAGCACACCUUUUGGAGUUUGGGGCAGACCUGGAAGGCGUUGCAGGGCGCCCAUGCAGCCGGAAGGUGGCGCCACCUGACCGCGAGCUGCAGAGAGCGCGCCUCUCCUAAGGAGAAGUGAGAGGCUGCAGACGAGCCGGUCGGUGGCUGCUGGGGUCACCCAGGCCUCGCUUAUCCCAGCCGGAGCGGCCCGCACAAAUAGAAGAGAGUGGCGUGGCCAAGUGCCCUGGAUUCUUUUUAGGCUAAUGUGCAUCUUCAGCCGCCCCUAGUGGGACUCUUGGCUCCUGAGGCAGAAGGCGCAGCCCUCUGUGCACGGGCAUUGAGCGUUUGGGAGCAGGCAGAGCGGUGCAGCGAGAACCGGCCAACUUGCUCCACAAGAUAUUAGUCCAACCAUGCCGACCCAGGCGCGGCGAUCUACCACCGAGGCCCCUCAGGGAGCACCGGCCCUGUGCACGGCACCAUUUCAUUGGCAGCGGGACUGGAGGCCCCGCCCCCUUUCGUACAGCUCUCGUCUGUGACUGGCUGUCGGGCCCCGGCCGGCCACACCUCCUCCCCUCGCACAUACACAAGAGUCACGCGCCUUUCAGUUGGAAACUUGGCGUGCUGGGGAGGACAGUUGCCCUCAUCGUCCCACCCACGUCCCUUGUCAUUGGUCCGCGGGGCCGCUCGCGACCACGCCCCCAUUCUAGCCCCCUGGCUGCGGGGUCGGGCGCCCGCUCGUGAUUGGCUGGUUGGCCUGCCUCUCUCGGGAGUGGCAGGCGCUCCCCUCCGCCCCCCCUCCGCGAGGCUAGAGGACCCUCAGCUGGCGGAGGCCGAGUCAGUGUCACUCAGGGAGGCGGGCUGCUGAGCACCGGGUGGGGACGCUCCGUUGCAAUCUCUCCCAGGGGCCGGUGCCUGCGCUCGCGCCGUCGGGUGGGAAGGAUGAAGCCGCAGCUGGAGCAGCCACCCUAUGAUUGGCUGUGGCUCUUGUGAACCCGAAGUAAAGAUGGCGGGCGGGCAGGCAGCCGCUGCACUGCCCACUUGGAAGAUGGCGGCGCGCCGCAGCCUCAGCGCCCGCGGCCGGGGGGUCCUGCAGGCGGCGGGGCGGCUGCUGCCGUUGCUACUGCUGAGCUGCUGCUGCGGCGCGGGCGGCUGCGCAGCGGCGGGCGAGAACGAGGAGACGGUGAUCAUCGGGUUGCGGCUAGAGGACACGAACGACGUGUCGUUCAUGGAAGGGGGGGCGCUGCGGGUGAGCGAGCGGACCCGGGUCAAGCUGCGGGUGUACGGGCAGAACAUCAACAACGAGACGUGGUCCCGCAUCGCCUUCACCGAGCACGAGCGGCGGCGCCACAAUCCCGGCGAGCGCGGGCUUGGGGGUCCCGCGCCUCCAGAGCCGGACAGCGGCCCCCAGCGCUGCGGCAUCCGCACCUCAGAUAUCAUCAUCUUGCCCCAUAUCAUUCUCAACCGCCGUACAUCGGGCAUCAUUGAGAUCGAGAUCAAGCCGCUGCGCAAGAUGGAAAAGAGCAAGUCCUAUUACCUGUGCACGUCGCUCUCCACGCCUGCCCUGGGCGCCGGUGGCCCGGGGUCCGCGGGUGGCGCUGUCGGGGGCAAGGGCGGCUCCGGGGUGGCCGGGCUCCCGCCGCCCCCGUGGGCCGAGACCACAUGGAUUUACCACGACGGCGAGGACACCAAGAUGAUCGUGGGCGAGGAGAAGAAGUUCCUGCUGCCCUUCUGGCUGCAGGUGAUCUUCAUUUCGCUGCUCCUGUGCCUGUCCGGCAUGUUCAGUGGCCUCAACCUGGGACUCAUGGCCCUGGACCCAAUGGAGCUGCGCAUCGUGCAGAACUGCGGCACGGAGAAGGAGAAGAAUUACGCCAAGCGCAUCGAGCCCGUGCGCAGGCAGGGCAACUACCUGCUGUGCUCGCUGCUGCUGGGCAACGUGCUGGUCAACACGACGCUCACCAUCCUGCUCGACGACAUCGCCGGCUCCGGCCUCGUGGCGGUGGUGGUCUCCACCAUCGGCAUCGUCAUCUUCGGGGAGAUCGUGCCCCAGGCCAUCUGCUCCCGACACGGCCUGGCUGUAGGAGCCAACACCAUCUUCCUCACCAAGUUUUUUAUGAUGAUGACCUUCCCCGCUUCUUAUCCGGUCAGCAAACUGCUGGACUGCGUCCUGGGCCAGGAGAUAGGCACGGUCUAUAACCGGGAGAAACUGCUGGAGAUGCUCCGGGUCACCGACCCUUACAACGACCUCGUUAAAGAGGAGCUGAACAUCAUCCAAGGGGCGCUGGAGCUCCGCACCAAGACGGUGGAGGACGUGAUGACUCCGCUCCGGGAUUGCUUCAUGAUCACCGGCGAAGCCAUUCUGGACUUCAACACCAUGUCAGAGAUCAUGGAGAGCGGCUACACUCGCAUUCCGGUGUUUGAGGGGGAGCGCUCCAACAUCGUGGACCUCCUCUUUGUCAAAGACUUGGCCUUCGUGGAUCCAGAUGACUGUACUCCCCUGAAAACCAUCACUAAAUUUUAUAAUCACCCCUUGCACUUUGUUUUCAAUGACACCAAGUUGGACGCUAUGCUGGAAGAAUUUAAGAAAGGUAAAUCUCACCUGGCCAUCGUGCAGCGAGUAAACAACGAGGGCGAGGGGGACCCGUUUUAUGAAGUUCUGGGGAUUGUCACGUUGGAAGACGUGAUUGAAGAAAUCAUCAAAUCUGAGAUUCUAGAUGAAACAGAUUUAUACACUGAUAACAGAACGAAAAAGAAAGUGGCCCAUCGUGAAAGAAAGCAAGAUUUUUCUGCCUUUAAGCAGACAGACAGCGAGAUGAAGGUUAAAAUAUCACCACAGCUUCUCUUGGCCAUGCACCGUUUCCUAGCAACAGAAGUAGAAGCAUUUAGCCCAUCCCAGAUGUCAGAGAAGAUCCUUCUAAGGCUGCUAAAGCACCCCAAUGUCAUCCAGGAACUGAAGUAUGAUGAGAAGAACAAGAAAGCCCCAGAAUACUACCUCUACCAGCGAAACAAACCUGUAGACUACUUCGUUCUCAUUUUGCAGGGGAAAGUGGAAGUAGAAGCUGGGAAAGAAGGUAUGAAGUUUGAAGCCAGUGCUUUUUCAUACUAUGGUGUAAUGGCCCUGACAGCCUCUCCAGUUCCUUUGUCCCUGUCUCGUACCUUUGUUGUCAGCAGAACAGAGUUGUUAGCAGCAGGUUCUCCAGGUGAAAACAAGUCACCUCCUCGCCCAUGUGGCUUGAAUCACUCAGACUCUCUCAGUCGAAGUGACCGGAUUGACGCAAUGACACCGACGCUGGGGAGCAGCAAUAACCAGCUCAAUUCUUCAUUCCUCCAAGUCUACGUCCCAGAUUACUCAGUGCGAGCCCUUUCUGAUCUGCAGUUUGUUAAGAUCUCAAGACAGCAAUACCAAAAUGCCUUGAUGGCAUCCCGGAUGGACAAAACUCCUCAGUCUUCAGACAGUGAAAACACUAAAAUUGAAUUGACUCUUACGGAGCUGCAUGAUGGGUUGCCAGACGAGACGGCCAACCUGCUCAAUGAGCAGAACUGUGUGACGCACGCCAAGGCCAAUCACAGCCUGCACAACGAGGGCGCCAUCUAGGGGCACCCCGCCGGCCCGCACCUUCCCACCCCCGAGGCCCCGGCCGGGCUGCUCGGCCUGCGCCUCCAUCUGACCAUGAAUCCCAUUAGUGUGAGCUUGUGUGCCAUGCUGCAUCCUGCAACAUCCUGAGACCAAAGACUUUGUCCCCUUCCUGGAAGCAGCAGAGGAGGAUGGAGAGGGGCAGGAUGGAAACUAGAGAUGUGAAAUCGACAGCUAGGGCGUGGCGUUCAAGAUCUUGGUGGUGAACUUCUUCCACCCAAAUAGAAUCAUGUUUAUUUUUUCAGCUGUACCUUUUAUCAUUGCUCACUCUCCUCCUUCCUCGAUUUGCAUGAAGUUGAAAAUUAUUGCAAUUUAUUUUUUUUUUCGAGAGAUCAUGUUUUUAAAAAGUGUCUUUUGCAGAGUUUUAAAGGGUUCUGUCUGAACUCUGCUGUGACCCCAUGAUGUGACCCUAAUAGGAUGGACCUGCCCCUCCGGCGGCCUUUGUUGGCCCUCCCAGGGUGGGGCACCCUUCCUCUGUGCCCCAGUGGGUGUCGCUGUCGAACAUCAAGGAUGAAUGAAGAGAGCCGUGACGCCGCAGACCUGCCGUCUGGCGGCUCUGCGGGGUGGAGCCUGCACAGGGACCUGCGGGUGCCUCUGAGCUCAGCGUCGUUUUAAGUUAGUGUUUAACUGUGCCCCUUUCCCUUAGAAAGGUUUAAUAUUUGCUUGGAAUGUGAUUUUUGCUCCCACUCUAAGGAAUUUUUAUCUCCAAAAUGAAUGUUAAUGAAUUUUAAACCCACGGUUUAUCAUUGGCAAGAGGCGAGUUGACUUCAUCCUGACAUUCCUACAGCCUGGGGUCUCCGGCUCAGCCAGGCCUCCUCCCCGACCCAGUGCCCCAGCCUACAGAGCGUCGUCACCCACCUCCCCAUCCUUGCUCUUGUUAACCCAAGAUGCUGCUACACAGAUGCCAAAUGGAAAUCUUCCACAGGGCUUUUGAGUAAACACGUGGUGUGAAGGUCAAGCUCCUCUUCCCACCGGGAUGGAAGGAAUUGUCAGAAAAGGAUUUGGACCUUCCAGCUGUGCUCUGUGCUCCAUGCCCAGAAGGCAUUUCUAGACCCAUGUAUUCAAAGGAGGGAACUUUGGGGACUGUCAGCCCCCACCCCUCCUUCCAGGGAGCCAACUGUCCCUCUUCCCCUCUGUCCCUGGGCCUGUGGGGCCCAGCAGUGGCUGUGUCCCCCGCCCGAGGACCUCCGUGCCUCCCGCCUCAGAUACGGCCCACGCCAGAGAGGCUGCCUGUACAGCCAGGGUCAGUUUGGCCCCAAACAGGGAUUCAGAAACCAAAUGUGUGUCGUGGCCAUUUCAUGUGUGUCUCUGUCUUAUUUUAAUACCAAAUUCAUCACAUGUAGUGAAAUUAAUGUCAGGAGAUACUUCUUGAGUGACUGAAUUCUUAACUAUCUUAUUUGUGUGUUAAGUGUUAGCCCAAGGGAUAUGUGCAUUUUGUUGGCAACGUUCGUACACUGAAAUGACUUUAUACUGACCACCGUUUUCAUAUAGCAUUGUCAGUCCACACUGCACCCAGUCCCUAGCUAAGAAGAGAGCAUCUUCUCCAUUGGGUCUCACUGAACAGAGGGAAGCCCUGGGGCUGAGUGGCAGUUUUCUCCUCUCUCCUCAAGGUGGAAAUGUGCACCCCGGGCUGGGCUUUGUGGGCGUGGGACCUGUGGUUCGGGAAUAACCAGCAGUGUGCUGGGCUUGCCUCCUGGUGAAAAGUUUGCUGGCACCAGUGUCGUAUGCAUGCUUGGCGCAGUAUUUCCUCUGGUAUGUCAGUCCUGGAGUGUCUUCCUCAGAAAGGGUCAGGCCCCUUAGUGAGGGAAGUGCUGGCCUCCCCUGGUAGAGAGGCAGGGAGGUGCCCUUUAAGGGGGCUCAGUGGCCUGCUGCUGGCAUCCAACCUGCCGCCAUGGGAUGCAGCCCUACUGUGUAACUUGACGUUGGUGGGACCCUGUGCCGUGAGUAUCCCCUUUUAUAAACAGAUCCAUCUAAGUUGAAAGGUCUCCAUUUCUUAAGAUGCAUCCAGCUGAGCACAACCCCAGUGUGAUGUGGGAACUGGGACUAUCUGUAGGGUGCGCAGAAAUGAGUUUCCAGAAACGAGGUGAAACCUGGGCCUGGUGGGGGGAGGGGCUUCUCCCCCAACAACCACGCCACACUCUUGACCCAGACAGCACUUGCCUUCCCUGUGGCCUCGGGGAGCGGUUCGUCUGGCCUUCAGGGGCCUUGACCCAUCCGCCUCUCCCGGCUUAUCUACUUCUCCACAUACAGUUUGUUUCGGGGUGCUUUGCUCCUGCAAGAAGCCUCUGGAAUUGGAAUUAAUGUAUGGAAUCUUUCUCAGAGCCCCACUGUUCCUUCGGGAAUCCUAGAGCUCUGUGAGAGCGGGGGGAGUGGGGAGCGAUUCCAGCUGCUGUCCCUCUGACUUCGGGGAGGAACAGGUAACUUCUCAGUACUGCCUUAUCUCUCAGUGUGGUGGCUUUUUGAAAAGUCCUCUCUGUAAAGGAGAUGGCAGGGGUGGCUUUGCAGUGGGGGUCCCAAAGGAUGAAAUUUUAGCCUCCCAAGUUUAUUUUCUAUAAACCACUCUUUAUGUUUGAUUAUUCACACUAUUUUACAACAACAGGGAAUCUAAAACAAUUCCUCUGUGGUCCCUGGAGGAAUGAAGGCUAACAUUUGGCUAUAGUUACAUCUGCUUUGGGGAAAGCUCAAGACCCUUCAAAUAACACUCAGUGUCUGAAUGACCAUGUUCCUCUUCCGGCCCCAUUUCCCUGUGGAAACUAACUCCAGGCUGUUAAAGGAGAAGCGCUGGCUCGAGGCUUCUCUGGGGCAGCAGCAGAAUGAUUUUCCCUUUGAAGGUCUAUGCAGUUCAUGUCUAUAAGUAAAUGGGAGUCAGGCAGAGAAAGUCCAUCAAAUGGUUGAGACCUCGAUAUGCAGUGGCCAAUUCUUAGCACUGCUGGUAGGCUGUCCUCCCUGAGGACUCCUGGCUUGGUAAGCAGGGAGGGGCGUGGCUGUGGAGCAGACACAGGUCCUGGGGUCCUGAAUUCUUAUGGAGCCCUUGUUGUCAGACCCAGGGCCUCACUCCUCUGUGGUGGCCUCUCUAGCCCCAGCUCUGUGGGACCGGACCGGGCCUCCUCCUGCUCCUAAGCAGCCACUCUGGCAUCUCUCGGGUUCCAUCUCAGACCGGACCCCUGGCAGCCAGAUGUCCCCAGGAUCAUCUGCUUUCUCUUAAUGCAGGAGAGGGGCUUUUUUCCUGUUUCCUUGGAGGUCGUCUCCCUUUAUUUCUCUCUGUUCUGUAUUCAUCAGGCAAGUCAUAUAUUUAAACUCUUAGGAAAACAGAACUUUAAGAUUUCCACAUGGAUAUUGGGGUGCUAAUUAACUAGCUUAAGCUUUGGCUCUUACAUAAUUUGAAUUUGAAAGCACACCCCAUUUAACUCUCUUCUUCCCUCCCUCCUCACCUCACUUCUGGAAAAGAGCUCCAUGCUCCUGCUGAUAUGGUUGGCUUCCUCAAGCGGGAGGGAGUAUGGCAUCUUGCCAUUUUCUGAUCUUAGUUCAAGAACUUUUGUGCAAGCAUUGUAUGCAAAACUUCACACUAAAACAGAACAUUAACUGUGAAUAUAUUUACCUGUGCUAUCCCCAGCACCGUACGACUAAAGGGCUGCUUUUACCACUCUAGGAAAAUAGUGGUAGGUACAGGUAGAGCUGCAUUCCCUAGAAAAUAAAGCAACAGGCAUGGAGGCUAAGCAGGGACUGUGAACUUCUGCCCUCAGAUUCUCUCAUGUUGAGGAACAGACCUAAGUAGGCCUUGGCUGGUUGAGCCUGUGUCCUAGCUGGUCAAAAAUAAAAACAAAACCCCAUCAUCUUCUGAAAACAAACCAGGGAUCCGUGGCCAUCUUUGCCUCUCCUGGGCCCAGAGACCAGGGUUCCUCAGUGUUCCCCAGGGGUGAUCCCAGGCUGAGGACUCAUCUGGGCUGGCGCAGGAGGUGCUCACCUUGUUCCCUGGGAUUCCAGGCAAGAGGCUGCCAGGGAGGGUUGGCUUGGUGCCAUCACACGACGCAUGCUUCCUGGUGGCAAGGGCAGCAGGCACAGCUCCCCUCUCGGUUCCGACCCCAGAGACAGGGUUUUCUUGCAGGAGUUUGAGGAGAACUCCAAAGCUGAGCUGGCGGGUUAGGGUGUUGAGGCUUCUGUGGCACCUGUGCUCACUUUCUUACUGAGGAUACAGCCUCUUGUCCCGGAUCAGGUUUGAUUCUGUUCUGGAUGGUGGGCUAGUCAGUGGUGCUUCUGUCCAGCAAGAGUGUCUGGGUGAGUUACAGGUUAACCCAGAAUUAGGAGGGAUUUGGAGAGUUCAAUAUGAAGGCGAUUUCGGGAUUCAGAAAUGUUUCCGAUGUAAAUUUAUCAAUGAGCAACCUACUCAGUGGAUUUUUAUACCUCAGGGCCAUUUGCAAAUCUUUAUCUUUUCAUUCUUCUUUUGUAUUCGCGUGGGCUGAUAGGCGAGAUGAGUUCAGAGAAUUCCAAGAUGAUGUUCAUUUGCCUCCACUUGAGGGUGAGUGGGGCACCCAUGCCAAGCUUGCUGAUUUUACCAUUCCCCCAGGCUGUGACAGGGGGACGCCUUCCUCUGCCACUUGCAGGCCUUCUUCCUGCAGUGAAUGCUUAUGUCCUGAUUUUCCUUCUGCCCUGUCUGAAAAUUCCAGAGCCCCUGGUCAGCCCUAAGGACAAGAGGAGGCGACGCAGUUCUGUCAGCUGCAGAGCUUGCAGGAGCUUUCCUCCCACCAUCUUGAGCUGGGGACCUUCUUCGCUUCUUAGAUCUUUGUGGUUGGCUCAGCUCAAGUAAGCUUUCUCUUUGUCUAUGCUAGAGCCACUGACAUCAUCUCACUAGAAUUGUUUUAAAUAUCUUUGACGGGAAAUACCAGGCCGUACUUGAAGCAACAUGAAAACAAAGUUUCUAGUGGCAAGAGAGUAAAGUUCUAGGAGUUUGUGUGCCAAGGUUUAUAUGUACACAGAUCCAACAUAUACUGUAAGAAAGACUUGAGUACACGUUAAAACUUUCUUGAGUUUUAAUACCCACCGGGUGUUAAAUGUGAACAAAUUGGAAGAAUGACUGGGAGUAUUGCUUUGCCUCAUUCGGCAAAGUAUCUUCUGGCAUUCGCCCACAGACCAACAUGGAUUCCCUUGGGAAGUUAUUUUUUGGGGGCCAGCUUCCUCUUCAGAUUAACCCUGGAGAGAACUAUCAAAUGUACCUUGUGGAGCUUGGGUGCCUGCCCCUUUUGUUAGAGGCCCAGGCCCCUUGGGUAUAAAUGGCUGGUCUCAGGCUCCCAGAGCAGAAGGGACUGGGGGAGAAUAAGGCCUGAGGACUCUCGUUCCCCAGAGAGCCCCAGCCUAGUUUCAGAUUCAUUACUCCCCGUGUCUGAAGUCUACUCUGUAGGUGGAGUGUAUCAGUUCAUUGACUUUUCUUGUUUCUGGAGUCCUUUAAAUCCACAAAUGUAUAUGCUUUAUUUUAUAUUAUUAUUUAUUAUGUACAUAUGCCUCUACUGUUAGUACAUCGUCUGUGAGUAAGACGAGAUCUGUUCUGGAGCCCCUCAUCCAUGGAGCCUAGGGUUCUGUUGUCUCCAAGUGGGUGAGAGGACAGUGGUUUUGCUGUUUUGUUUUAAGCAGGUUGCUGCUCUUAGGUUGGUCCUCGCAUCCCUGGCCCGUUAUUGGGCCCACCUCUGUUCCUGAUGACCAGUGUCUGGGAUGAGGAUGGAGGCAGGUCUCCUAUCUUGUGGCAGGGCCUCUCAAGUACCUCCGUGAAAUACUUUCGAGGUGGUUUCCUGGUGACUGGGUCCAUUCUGUGUAGUGGAACAGCAUGGCUGAGAGACCAGAGCCUCCUUCCUCACUCCUGCCCUCUCAAACCAGGUCAGUGGCCUGGCGCUACAACAGUGAUGGCCUCUUAAUUCCCACCUUGGAUCGCAGAAUCCAUCUCUCUGGGCCAUGGAGGCUGCCUGCCCAUCUGGGCUUCUAAUAUGCCUUUUCUUGGUUUUGAGGCCCAAUGCCAACAUUGCCUUGGCCUUCAAAUAAGACCCUGCUUUGUGUCUGAUUCUCAUCCUCCUCAGCCUUUAUUCACUGUAUCAUAGUGUACAUUUCAUGCUUUUCUGCAGUGAAGUUUUCUGAACACAGUAUUCAGAGCUGUGUACAUAAACCUAAAUAAGCACAAAUGACAUGUAUAGGUUUCAUGAGCUGAUUGUCAUAAUGAAUGCAUUUUAUAAUUCAAAUGAUGUUGUAGAUUUACAAUCUCUCCUAUUUAUUUUGUACCAAUUUAUUUGUAAAUUUUGUGAUUGUUUUAAACGGUUUUUGUUCAUUUCUAUUAUUCUAUUUAGAUAAAUGAUGAUUUUUCUGUUCA
Messenger RNA from Equus quagga, 10621 nucleotides. It is a transcript of the gene CNNM2, whose product is annotated as cyclin and CBS domain divalent metal cation transport mediator 2. Bases 1609 to 4233 code for a protein of 874 amino acids. Lineage: Eukaryota; Metazoa; Chordata; Mammalia; Perissodactyla; Equidae. Gene Ontology annotation, biological process: transport; magnesium ion homeostasis. Gene Ontology annotation, molecular function: magnesium ion transmembrane transporter activity. The record is from RefSeq and is a predicted model, not a curated record. Gene Ontology annotation, cellular component: plasma membrane. The transcript has 8 exons.